AUGGGCCGCCUCAGACUCCCCAAUGUCCGGCUCCCGCCACUCCUCUCCUACAUCCCCCGCCCGGCCCUCCACCUCAUUGCCCUUCUCAUCUUCAUCAACUGCCUCGUCUGGGCCGGCGUCGGCAUAACCCUGCAUUACUUCCCCAAGAUGAUCUCUCCCGCUGUCCUCUCCUAUACCUUGGGACUACGCCACGCCCUCGACGCCGAUCACAUCUCCGCCAUCGACUUAAUGACGCGCCGCUUGAUCGCCACCGGCCAGAAGCCCGUAGCCGUCGGCACCUUCUUCAGCCUGGGGCAUAGCACGAUUGUCAUCAUCACUUGCAUCGUCGUCGCUGCCACGAGCGGCGCGUUGAGGGACAAGUUUGAUAACUUUCAGAGGGUGGGCGGGAUCAUUGGCACUUCUGUGUCUGCGGCGUUUCUUAUUGUGCUGGGCGUGGGCAACGCGUGGGUGCUGUACAAGUUGGUCAAGCGAUUGCGGGUUGUGCUCAGAGAGCAGAGGGAACGAAGGAGGAGGAUGGAUGACGGGGAGGAUCUGAGAGCGGAAGAGGAGCAGGAGGCGAUGAAUAACUUGCAGUUGGAAGGGGCUGGGUUCCUGGCGAGAGUGUUCAGGAGGGUGUUUGCCAUCGUGGAUCGGCCCUGGAAAAUGUACCCGCUUGGAGUACUCUUUGGACUGGGGUUCGAUACCAGCUCCGAGAUUGCCUUGUUGGGCAUUGCGAGCAUUCAGGCCGUGCAGGGGACGAGUAUCUGGUUGAUUUUGAUUUUCCCGAUAUUGUUUACCGCCGGCAUGUGUAUGCUCGACACCACCGACGGCGCCCUCAUGAUGGCCUUGUACACGUCCAAGGCCUUCUCGAGAGACGUGGUCGCCAUCCUGUACUACUCGAUUGUCCUUACCGGGAUCACAGUCGUUGUGUCGGCCUUCAUCGGCGUCAUCCAGAUCCUGUCGCUUGCCUACAACGUGGCCGAGCCGACAGGCCGGUUCUGGGAUGGAGUCGAAGCGAUAGGCGAUCACUACGACGUUAUUGGAGGCUGCAUCUGUGGCUUGUUUGUCGUUGUCGGUCUGGCGUCGGUGCUCAUCUAUCGCCCCUGGAGGAAGAAGAUGGAGGACCGGAUGGACGCAAGGAGCAUAUUGGAUGUGGAAAGCCCGGUCACGUCGCCCGCUGCUAUCGAGGAUGGUGGUGCCAUCAGCCCGUAUGCCGAUAGCCCGGUGGUUACGCCCUUGGAGCGGGUGCCGGAGCGGAUUGUUUGA
This is a messenger RNA of Sordaria macrospora k-hell, 1245 nucleotides long. RefSeq lists its product as uncharacterized. Gene Ontology annotation, molecular function: nickel cation transmembrane transporter activity. Lineage: Eukaryota; Fungi; Ascomycota; Sordariomycetes; Sordariales; Sordariaceae. Gene Ontology annotation, biological process: nickel cation transmembrane transport. Gene Ontology annotation, cellular component: plasma membrane. The record is from RefSeq and is a predicted model, not a curated record.